Molecule: messenger RNA, 1837 nt
Organism: Gaeumannomyces tritici R3-111a-1
Lineage: Eukaryota; Fungi; Ascomycota; Sordariomycetes; Magnaporthales; Magnaporthaceae
Exons: 3
Coding region: 539-1837 (432 amino acids)
Source: RefSeq, a predicted model, not a curated record
CGGUUGUGGACCUGUUUUAUAGCUCGUGGGCUCUGUCGUGUUAGCGCUUUUAUUCCAUUUCGAACGAUUCGACGUCGUGUCUGAUCUUUAACUGAAACGAAACCUGCCGAAGAAGCUGCAAAGGAGUGCCCACAUUAACAUGUGGAAUUCCACCAGUUAGUGUGGAUUUUAGCGGGUGGUUCUUACAGGCGACGCAAGGGGAUUACAGGAGAUGCAAACUGCAAGCGGUUUGCCCAAGAGCCUUGAGGAACGCAAUUUGGAUUUGGCAAUUUGGAAGCGUUGGAACUAAAUGCCCAAAAUUUAAAUUUGCUGCGUUUGCGUGCGCUUAGAUGUUAUUGUACGAGGUUGGGGUGGCGUACUUUUGCGGCUUAGCGUUUGUUCUGAACGGGUGUACUGGUAUGCUGAAACAUAAUGAAAAUGUAACGACAAAAUAGACGAAAAAAGCGAAGGAUGUCGAAUGGUCAGGAUCUGCAUCAAGAUUUCGCGCAGUUCCCUUUUGAUUUCUUAUGUUCAACCUAAAGAAAUUAUUCUCUAGAUUAUGGCAGCUUGUUACAGUUGCUUCACAUUCUAUUGUGGAGAGGAGGAGCUGACUCUCGCUGAGGACGUUGCCCAUCUCGUCGCACAUGCAGCCCACCAUGCGUUUGGCGUCGCCCUCGACCACUUUGCCGAAGAUGGUGCCGCUACCGUCCACGGCGUUGCCCGCCUGUUGACCCACUUGCCGGCCAGGAUGGGCCGGUCAACCUCGGCUCGGGCUCGGGCUCGGGCUCGGCUCGAGCUUCCAGCGCUCGGCCUUGCGGACCACGUUGCCGCCGCGGUCCAGGAUGUCGCCGUCGGGGCCGACCUUCAUACCGCGCAGCUUCUUGGCGUCGCCUUCGACGACCUUGCCGAUCUCCUCGCCCUCGAAGACGACCAUGCCCCUGGAGUUGACCACGGCGUCGGGGAAGGCCUCGAAGGGGGCCGACUCUGUCAUGGACUCGAGCUCGUUCUCGGGGAUGGGCUCGGCGCGGCUGAUGACGGCGCCACUGUCGUUCCAGAUGGCGCCCGUCUCGUCCACGCGCUUGCCCACGAGGUGCCCCGGGACGCCCUCCUUGAUGCGGUCGACCACUUCGCCGUCGCCGUUAACGAUGUUGCCGCACUUGUUGACCUUACCUCCCUUGAGGAUGGAAAAGUCGAUUUGAUCAGCCACGUCUUCGGCCGCCUCACCGGCCUGCUCGCUGGCAUCCGCCGCGGCGCCCUUGGCACCCUCGGCAGUCUCGCCGGCUUGGACCUCGGUCUCGCCGAGCUUCUCUUCUCCUUCCUUGGCAGGGGCCGACUCUGUCAUGGACUCGAGCUCGUUCUCGGGGAUGGGCUCGGCGCGGCUGAUGACGGCGCCACUGUCGUUCCAGAUGGCGCCCGUCUCGUCCACGCGCUUGCCCACGAGGUGCCCCGGGACGCCCUCCUUGAUGCGGUCGACCACUUCGCCGUCGCCGUUAACGAUGUUGCCGCACUUGUUGACCUUACCUCCCUUGAGGAUGGAAAAGUCGAUUUGAUCAGCCACGUCUUCGGCCGCCUCACCGGCCUGCUCGCUGGCAUCCGCCGCGGCGCCCUUGGCACCCUCGGCAGUCUCGCCGGCUUGGACCUCGGUCUCGCCGAGCUUCUCUUCUCCUUCCUUGGCAGUAUCCUCUGCCCUCUCCUCGCCACCUUUGACGGUGUCUUCGGCCUUCUCCUCUCCUUGAUUGGCGACGUCCCUGACCGCACCGACGGCGGAGCCCAGCUUGCUCGCGCCCUUUUUGACGGCGAGAGCGACGAGAGGGCUCCUCCGGAGCAAAGGGUAAAACCGCAUUUAAAAAUCGUAUAA